UUGAAAUGAAAUCGAGUGAAAACGAAGGAAAAGUGGAAGGAGAUAACAAAAGAAGGAAAUGACGAAUCAUCAUUUCCGGUUGCGGUCGUUUGAAGAAAAGGGUAGGCCCAUCCGUCGUUUCCUGUUUUGAGACGCAAGCUCCCCAGAACAUCAAUUGCGGUUUCGGUAAUAUUUCCUCUGCUGAAUACGACGAAAGCCACAGACCCUUCCAGUCCAUUCAUCGGUUGUUUUGUUGUUGUUUUCUUUUAGCUUGUUGUUAUUUCUUUUCUUUUGGGGUUAGUUGUUGUUGUGUGUGUUUGUGUUUUGACUUUCAACCUCGCUGCACGACUCAUGACACACCCCGGACAACAUGGACGAUAGUGGCAAACGACUUGGAACACGGGUAUUCAAGAAGAGCUCCCCGAACGGCAAGAUCACAGUGUACUUGGGGAAAAGGGAUUUCGUCGACCAUGUCAGUCACGUGGAGCCUAUAGAUGGCGUAGUUUUGGUGGAUUCAGAUUACAUCAAAGAUCGUAAAGUUUUCGGCCACGUCCUAGCCGCAUUCCGCUAUGGACGCGAAGAUCUGGACGUUCUCGGACUUACAUUCCGCAAAGACUUGUACCUGGCUUCAUCACAAAUCUUUCCACACGAGCCGACCAAUAAGCGUCCACCAACCAGAUUGCAGGAGAGACUGCUCAAGAAACUCGGGCCUAAUGCCUAUCCAUUUUUUUUUGAAUUGCCGCCCCAUUGCCCUGCUUCUGUCACUUUGCAGCCAGCGCCUGGCGAUAUGGGCAAACCAUGCGGAGUUGAUUACGAGCUCAAGUGUUUCGUCGGUGAAACACACGAGGACAAACCACACAAGAGGAACUCUGUUCGCCUGGCCAUCCGAAAGAUCAUGUAUGCUCCAAGUAAACAGGGAGAACAGCCAUCAGUGGAAGUGAGCAAAGAGUUCAUGAUGAGUCCCAACAAGUUGCACCUGGAAGCGUCUCUUGAUAAGGAACUGUAUUACCAUGGCGAGACGGUCGCUGUCAACGUUCACAUACAAAAUAAUUCAAACAAAAGUGUCAAAAAAGUGAAAGUUUCUGUUCGCCAGUUUGCAGAUAUAUGCCUUUUCUCUACGGCGCAGUACAAAUGCACGGUUGCCGAACUGGAGAGCGACAGGGAGAGUUGCCCGGUGGGACCCGGAUUCACUUUGUCUAAAGUCUACUACCUAACGCCUCUCUUAGCCAACAAUAAAGACAAACGGGGACUGGCGCUGGAUGGACAAUUGAAGCAUGAAGACACAAAUUUGGCAUCUUCUACUAUAUUGACAGAGCCAGUGCAAAAAGAAAAUCUAGGAAUUAUCGUGCAGUACAAAGUGAAAGUUAAACUAUGCCUUGGAGCUUUGGGCGGGGAUUUGGUUGCAGAGCUACCGUUUAUUUUAAUGCAUUCGAAACCACCAGAAGAUAGUCCUCCGCCGAGUCGUCCUCCAACAGCCGUGGCGAGUCCUAAAAAAGAUCCAAGUGACUGUGUACCAGUGGAUACUAACCUGAUUCAACUUGACGCUGAAGUGACGACUCAUAUGGAACAGGACGACGACAUCGUUUUCGAAGAUUUUGCCCGGCUGAGACUGAAAGGUGAAACGGAAGCAUGAGGAAAUUAAUUCAUGUUUUGAACACAUUUGGCAGACAAAGGGCGUGCUGAUAUUUUACAUGAAAAGACAAAAAAGAUGAUGGAGGUUCAAGCUUGACUUUUCGCUCAUCUAUAAAAUAUUGUUCUCCCUAUUUUUCAUCUUUCUACACCUGAUAAUAUUCUUUGGGGGGGAAGGGUGAGAUCGUCGCUCCUGUUGGCUGACUUUAAGAUUUCUGUUGUAGAAAAAAGCCGUCUGCUUGUGAAUUAAGCCUCUGAUUUAUUUGAAUUCAUUCCCGCUUUUUCAAAUAUCAUAUCCGACAUUUUGUAGUGUUGUAGAUUAGUAGUAGAUAGGUGAAUUCUGCUCCAACAGUAACAAAAAAAGAAAUGGAUUUCUAAUUAUGUUGAAAAUGGCGCUCUCUGUUACUUCUUCCUUUAAAAAUUUAUUUUCCAUUAUGCUCCCUUUUGAUAUUUUUAUCAGUUUUAAAAACAAUUUUCACUAGCAGCAGGGUAUGCUUUAGAAUUUACAGGUUAUUCUAGUCAUUUGACGUUGGAGGACUAUGAACUCAUGCCAAUCAACUCAUUUUAAUUGAGGCGUCUGUUGUGUGGCCC
Daphnia pulex (common water flea) is the source of this 2199-nucleotide messenger RNA. Its product is annotated as beta-arrestin-2-like. Lineage: Eukaryota; Metazoa; Arthropoda; Branchiopoda; Diplostraca; Daphniidae. Gene Ontology annotation, biological process: G protein-coupled receptor internalization; signal transduction. Gene Ontology annotation, molecular function: G protein-coupled receptor binding. The transcript has 12 exons. The coding region runs from base 350 to 1612 and encodes 420 amino acids. The record is from RefSeq and is a predicted model, not a curated record. Gene Ontology annotation, cellular component: cytoplasm.